CUCUUCCACCUCACUGAAGCUCUCCAAGGCUGUCGAACUGGACGGGUUUGGCUUUUUCUCUUCCGAAAUGUACGCAGAACUCUGCUAGAUCUGCAGCAUAACAGACGAUAUUACAGACAUAACGCAACCUUACGGUUCGAUUCCACCCUCAAGUAUUCAGCUCGUCGCAGCUUUUCUCCCAAAAGCGAGCAACAUGUCCGACCUAGAUGCGCAAUCAUCGCAUCCAACCUCGAAGUCAGAGCCAUUGCUCUCGGGCGUCUCCCACCUUUCCUCAAACCCCCUCCCCGGCGACUCUACCCACGGUGGCUCCGCUAUUGUCGGAGAAGAUCGAACCACUUCGGUGCCCUCGGCAGGAUCAUCGACAGGUCUAACUCGAAACUCCUCGUUUUCGAGCAGCCACUAUCAAGAUGAUUUCUCUGACGCAGACGAGGGCUCCUUCUUCCCGCCCCUAGAGCGACUGACUAUGUUCGACUUCAUCGAGAAUCUUGCCCUUCCUCAGCGCGUCGAGAGGAUACAAAGCUCCUUGCAGGCUCAAAGGGAAAGAUUCAAGAGGCAGCAGUCACGGUUGAACAACACGAAGGACCGCAUGGUGGAAGAAUGGCGACUCCGUGUACCCACGGCAGAGGAACAGCUCGACAAAUACCGCAAGCGAGUGCGAACAUCGGUAAACCGUAUAACUGAACGAUGGAACGACCGUGCAACUGUCACCGCACGGGAGAAAGCCUCCUUCAUUGCAGGCGUCAUGAACAUAUUCAUAUCAGGAUAUAUUGUUGGCGCACGUCCGGAGAUAUUCCCACUCUGGUACACCGCGCAACUGCUCUAUUUCAUGCCACUACGUUACUACAGCUAUCACAAGAAAGGCUAUCACUACUUUUUGGCUGACCUUUGUUAUUUUGUGAACCUUCUGGUGGUUCUGAGCAUAUGGGUCUUCCCAAACUCGAAGCGCUUGUUCAUUUCCUCCUAUUGCCUUGCCUAUGGGAACAACGCAAUUGCCAUCGCUAUGUGGCGGAACGCUCUAGUAUUCCACUCCAUGGACAAGGUAGUCAGCCUCUUCAUCCACAUCAUGCCCUGCGCCACCCUUCACUGUCUCGUCCACCUUCUGUCACCCGAGUAUCAGAAGGAGCGAUAUCCUGCAAUAUACAACAUUCGCUUCUCGGCUCCUGACUCACCCCAGCAUUACGGCUUGCCGUCCAUGAUGAUGUGGGCUACCCUGCCGUAUGCAAUAUGGCAACUAAGCUAUCAUUUUCUCAUCACAGUCCGCCGUAGGGAGAAGAUUGCUGCAGGGCGUCCAACAUCCUUCACCUGGCUUCGCAGAUCGUAUGCCAAGACAUGGAUCGGAAAGAUAGUGCUCUCUCUUCCUGAGUCUCUGCAGGAACCGGCGUUCAUGCUCAUUCAGUACAUUUAUGCCUGCCUCACCAUGCUACCAUGCCCCAUCUGGUUCUGGUCUAGAUGGGCAAGCGGGGUGUUCCUGUCCGCAGUGUUCAUGUGGAGUAUCUACAACGGGGCUACAUACUACAUCGACUACUACGGGACCAAGUUCCAAAGAGAGCUGGAGGCUUUGAAGAAGGACGUUGCCAAGUGGCAGAAUUCUCCCGAAGCGGCUGGCUCGGCAUCCGCACCGGUAGUCGAGCGUCAGCGCGACGAUAUGGAGAAGAUUGAGCCACUACCAGGGAGCACCGGGGCGGUUUUGAACUCUGCGAGCGAGGGCGAAGCGAGAGUGAGAAAGUGAGGAGCCUCCUGAUUAAACUUGCCGGAUUUCUCGAAUACUUCUUGCAUUUGUAAUGUGAUUUGCGGCAGUAAUGCCAGGAUCUAAUCGGCGCACCGGUGUUCAAGACGGACUGGAUGUAGCACCUGCCCUUGGGUGAACAGUUCCAUCUUUUUUAGCGUCUUUGCGAGCUUUCCCUCGGACAACUGUCUCUUACAUUGUCAAUUGAGUAGAUACCCCUUUUUCCACAUCAUUAUGUAAACCCAGAUCCAGCAUCCUUUGGCUUGCUCUGUAUCCCUGCUCCAGUCCCCCUAUUGCUUGAAGACCAUGAUUCCUCGAUCAUACAAACCUGUAACAACUCCUAUUCUCCUCUCUCCGUCUCUCACAGCAGUCGUGCUGCCACAGAUUGCAUAUCCCUGAUACAGCACCCUAAGAC
Westerdykella ornata is the source of this 2141-nucleotide messenger RNA. RefSeq lists its product as uncharacterized. Bases 194 to 1729 code for a protein of 511 amino acids. The record is from RefSeq and is a predicted model, not a curated record. Gene Ontology annotation, biological process: phosphatidylcholine biosynthetic process. The transcript has 4 exons. Lineage: Eukaryota; Fungi; Ascomycota; Dothideomycetes; Pleosporales; Sporormiaceae.